Molecule: messenger RNA, 643 nt
Organism: Ochotona princeps (American pika)
Lineage: Eukaryota; Metazoa; Chordata; Mammalia; Lagomorpha; Ochotonidae
Product: zinc finger protein 569-like
Exons: 7
Coding region: 200-643 (147 amino acids)
Biological process (GO): regulation of DNA-templated transcription
Source: RefSeq, a predicted model, not a curated record
UCAGGCGCGUCCAGGUAGCCCUGUGGCAGCAGGCGGGAGGUUGUUGUGGGCGCCGCCAUAGCCGCGUUGCUGGUUGUGCUGGUGGAGAGGCGCAGGUGGCUGAGCCAGUGCUGCCCUGUGAGCUCCCUCCCCGCAGGAGCCUCUGCAGGACCCCUGACUCAUCAGAAGCUGGGAAGGGUGUAGCCCUGCAGCCUGCUACAUGCUUCCCAGGCUGGAGAACACCAACACACCUUCAGUGUUGGUGUCAUUUGAAGAUGUGGCUGUGGACUUUACCCGGGAAGAAUGGCAGACAAUGGACAGUACUCAGAGGACCCUGUACAGGGAGGUGAUGCUUGAGACCUAUAACAAUCUGCUGUCCUUGGGGUACUGCAUGACAAAGCCUGAUGUGAUCUUCAAGUUGGAGCAAGAAUCAGCACCAUGGACAGUGGAGAACUCUGUCAAGCAGAGACUUCCAGAUCCCCAUAGAAAGAAUGAGCUGCUUGGAGCUAAUCAGAAAGGUCAAGAAAUAAUCUUCAGGAAGCCUGAUGAAAUACCAUUUGAGAAGAAGCAUGCCUCUAAUGUCCCUGAGAACAACCUCGAGAGUGAGGAAAUUCUUAGUCAGUUUGACAAGAUUCAGAUUUGUUUACCACAAAGAACCAUGUAA